Bactrocera dorsalis (oriental fruit fly) is the source of this 2057-nucleotide messenger RNA. RefSeq names its product protein ERGIC-53 (gene ergic53). Gene Ontology annotation, biological process: endoplasmic reticulum to Golgi vesicle-mediated transport; endoplasmic reticulum organization; Golgi organization. The record is from RefSeq and is a predicted model, not a curated record. NCBI's taxonomy places the organism in Eukaryota, Metazoa, Arthropoda, Insecta, Diptera, Tephritidae. The transcript has 5 exons. Gene Ontology annotation, molecular function: D-mannose binding. Bases 21 to 1610 code for a protein of 529 amino acids. Gene Ontology annotation, cellular component: endoplasmic reticulum-Golgi intermediate compartment; COPII-coated ER to Golgi transport vesicle; Golgi membrane.
AAACAAAAAGAAAAUAGUGUAUGUGUCAAAUAAAGAUGUUGGUUACCGGAUUACUGCGCUCUUGCAGAUUUCUCCCAAUUGUGGUGAUUCUGCUAAUCCUAGGGGAACAACAGCAUGUCCAAGCUAACGUGAAUAAUCACCUGGCCGGUGUGCAUCGACGUUUCGAGUACAAAUAUUCCUUUAAGCCGCCAUAUUUAGCGCAGAAAGACGGCACUGUGCCCUUCUGGGAGUACGGAGGCAAUGCAAUUGCGAGUGCGGAGAGUGUACGAGUGGCGCCGUCAUUGCGUUCACAAAAGGGUGCCAUCUGGACAAAGUCGCCAACGAACUUCGAUUGGUGGGAGGUGGAGAUAGUCUUCCGAGUAUCCGGUCGCGGGCGUAUUGGUGCUGACGGUCUGGCUUUCUGGUAUACCACACAAAAAGGCGAUUAUAAUGGUGCUGUAUUUGGUUCUUCGGACCGGUGGAAUGGCUUGGGCCUCUUUUUUGAUUCCUUCGAUAACGACAAUAAACAUAAUAAUCCUUAUAUUAUGGCUGUGGUGAACGAUGGAACGAAACAGUUUGAUCAUUCAAACGAUGGCACCACACAGCUAUUAUCUGGCUGUUUGCGUGACUUCCGCAACAAACCGUUCCCAACACGCGCGCGCAUUGAAUACUAUAACAAUGUAUUAACUGUAUUUUUCCACAAUGGUAUGACGAACAAUAAUGAGGAUUAUGAAAUGUGUCUUCGCACGGACGGUGUGCAAUUGCCCAAAAAUGGUUACUUUGGUCUUUCCGCGGCGACUGGAGGUUUGGCUGAUGAUCAUGAUGUCUUCCAUUUCUUGACUACGUCACUGCAUCCGCCCGGUCAAGUGCCAUCAGACCCGGUAAAAGUUCCAGAGAACUCUGAAAAGCUGACACAAGAAUAUAAGGAAUAUCAAGAAAAGUUGGAGAAACAAAAGCAGGAGUAUAAGAAGGAGCAUCCUGAUGAGGUUAAAGACGAUGAUGAGUGGGAAGAAUUCUUCGAAUCGGAAAAUCAACGUGAAUUGCGUCAAAUAUUCCAAGGACAAAGUCAGAUAUUCGAGCAAUUGCGCGAUCUUUCACGCAAAGUAGACGAGGUAAUAGGACGCCAAGAAAACACACUAUCGCUGGUAUCGAGAAGUGCUGGUGCGCCAGUACAACAAGUAGGUGCUGCGCCAGGUGCUGGUGUGCCACCUGUUGCCACAGGCACAAUUAGCGGUACAAUCACACGACCUGAAGUUGAUCUCAUGGUUGCAAAUCAAAAUGCUUUAUUGGCGACAGCGCGUGAGAUACGUACGCUAAUCGGCGAAAUUCAAAUACGCACCGACACAAUCGUACAAAAUCAACAACGUGCACCCACAGCACAAGUGCAAGCAGCCGGCUACGAUAUACAAUCGGUCAUCGCUGAGAUGCGAGACGGCAUGAACCAGGUGAAACAGGGCAUGGCGCAUGUUGGACAGAAACUUGGCUCGCCUCAGGCGCAAACGGGUUGUCCAACAGGUAACUGUGUAGGCGUAACUUUGUUCCUAGCCGUGACUGUUGUGCAACUGAUACUUGUGUUUUUAUAUCAAUUUUUCAAGAGUCGCAGUGAAGCUCAAGCGAAGAAGUUCUAUUAAACCAAAUUCAUGAACAACCGAAUCACUAUAGAAAAUUACAAUGAUUUAUGUGGAAUUUGUAUAUUUUCUGCAUGCAAAUCGUUUUUAUUACACAUGUCCCAAUCAAUUCGUUUUAACUUAAGUGAAAUGUUGCUUUACAUUCUGCGUAAGUUAAAGCAGCUGAAGAAUGUUAGCAACAUUUUCUGAAUAUUUUCAUGAACAAUUUGUAUACCAAGAGAACAAAACAAAACGAAAAAAGUGUAAAAUUAAAAUAUAUGUCUAAAAAGGAGUAGAUAAAAAUUUAAAACAAAUAGUAAAUGAAUUGUGAAAAAUAUCAUUAACAUUGAAAAUGUUCAAACUGGAAUGAGUUUGUAUCGAAUGUGUCGUAUCAAUGUGUUGUGUAUUUAACAGUUAUUUAAAGAAAAAUACAACAUUGCAUUUCUUUGUUGCGCUCUCAUUGCAGUUUAA